AUGACGAAUGAGAUCAAGCUGUUAACCCAAAGAAUGGAAAAUUUUGAGAAACAUCAAAAGAUGCAAGACAACCAGAUAGCCCAGAUAGCCCAAUCCAUCUCAAGCGCACAAGGAACAUUUCCAGGGAAGCCAGAUAUAAACCCAGUGGAACAUUGCAACUGCAUUGAGCUGAGGAGCGGACGUACUGUGGGAGACCCCCAAAUCAUUACUCAGAAGGAACCUGACUCAGAGGAAGAGCCUUCUCCCCUAAUGCCCAAUCAGACCCAGAACAGGGAUGGAGAGGAGAAACUGAUAACCUCCCAGAAGGAUGAAGAGUUCAACCGAUUCUUGAAGAAGAUCAAGGAGAUUUGUGUAAAAGUACCACUGAUAGAUGCACUGCACCAAAUGCCGAAGUUCAUAAAGUUCUUGAAGGGUAUUUUAUCUAACAGGAGGCAGAAGGGCGACUUUGAGACCGUAGCAUUAACAGAGAAUUGUAGCGCUCUACUUAUGGCAAAUACUCCACCAAAACUUUAG
Zingiber officinale is the source of this 513-nucleotide messenger RNA. RefSeq lists its product as uncharacterized. The coding region runs from base 1 to 513 and encodes 170 amino acids. NCBI's taxonomy places the organism in Eukaryota, Viridiplantae, Streptophyta, Magnoliopsida, Zingiberales, Zingiberaceae. The transcript is spliced from 2 exons. The record is from RefSeq and is a predicted model, not a curated record.